This is a messenger RNA of Hydatigera taeniaeformis, 1653 nucleotides long. Lineage: Eukaryota; Metazoa; Platyhelminthes; Cestoda; Cyclophyllidea; Taeniidae. The record is from the annotation of a GenBank genome assembly.
AUGGCCCCGAUUCUUGGGUAUUGGGACGGUAGAGGGCUCGCUGAACAGAUUCGUCUUCUGCUGAAGUACCUUGAGAUCGGGUUCGUUGACAGGCGCUAUAAGGUUGGCCCAGCUUUAACCUACAAUAGUAAUGCAUGGGUGCUGGAGAAGUUCUCGCUUGGUCUGGACUUUCCCAACAUGCCCUACUUCAUCGACGAUGGAGACUUCAAGUUGACUCACUUGGGAGCUAUUGUGGAGUUCAUUGCUGAGGCACACGGCAUGGUUCCCAAUUGCAAGAAGCAGCGCGCAGUGUUGCACAUGCUCCAAUGCGAGGUUAUGGAAUUGCGUAUGCCGUUCGCAAAGACUUUUUACGGUACUGAUUGUGUUCGUCAUAGACUGAACCAGAAACUGCCGCGAUUUGAGGCUUAUUUGGGUGAGAAGCAGUGGCUCACUGGCGAAGAGAUCAACUAUCCCGACUUUGCUCUGUGCGACCUGUUGAUGCAGUUUACGAAGGUGGAGCCAGGUUAUUUACAGGAGUAUCCCAAGCUGCAGGCCUACCUGUCGCGUUUCGAGCUUGGGGAGCAAAUUCGACUUCUGUUGAAGUACCUGAAGGUGGACUUCGUCGACAAGCAAUACAAGCUUGGUCCACCUCCUGCUUUCGACAAAAGUGCGUGGUUUUCGGACAAGUUUACCUUAGGUCUGGCCAUACCCAAUUUGCCUUACUACAUCGACGGUGACUUCAAGUUGACUCAGUCAGGGGCUAUUAUGGAGUACAUUGCGGACGUACAUGACAUGGUGCCCAAAUGCAAGAAACGACGUGCGGUGUUGCACAUGCUGCAGUGCGAGGUUAUGGAUCUGCGCAUGUCGUUUGCCAAAGCUUUCUUUAGUCCUGAUAGUGAGAAGCUGAAGCCCGCCUUCUUUGAGACACUGGCGCAGAAACUGCCUCAAUUCGAGGCCUUCAUGGGUGAGAAGGACUGGCUUACUGGCGACGAGAUCAACUACCCCGACUUUGCUCUGUGUGAUCUGUUGAUGCAGGUGAUGGGAUACGAUCCAACUUAUCUAAAGAAUUAUCACAAACUAGAGGCCUACUUAUUGCGCUUCAAGCGCGCGGAACACAUCUGCCUCUUAUUAAAGUACCUGGGAGUGGAGUACACUUGCAAGCAGUACAAGCUCGGUCCGGCUCCUACUUAUGAUCGUAGUGUAUGGCUGUCAGACAAAUUCUCACUAGGUCUGGACUUUCCUAAUUUACCCUACUUUAUUGAUAAAGAUUUCAAGUUGACUCAGUCUGGAGCGAUUUUGGAGUACAUUGCUGAUGAGCAUGGCAUGAUUCCUGACUGUAAGAAGCAACGUGCUGUGCUACACAUGCUUCAAUGCGAGGUCAUGGACUUGCGCGUUUCUUUUGUCGAUCACUAUAUCAAUCCCGGCUGUGAGAAGCUGAAACAGAGUUUUCUGCAAAUGCUGCUCCAGAAACUGCCAAACUUCGAGGCCUAUUUGGGUGACAAGAAGUGGCUUAUGGGUGAAAAGGUAAACUAUCCUGACUUUAAUCUGUGUGAACUGUUGAUGCGUUUGAUGGAAUUUAACCAAUCGUGUCUGAAGAGGUAUCCCAAAUUGCAGGCUUAUCUGUUGCGUUUUCGGAAUUUGCCUGCCUUAAAGGAUUACCUAGCUGGGAAGUAG